AUGACGACGUACAACUUCAACACGCAGAACUACUUACAAGUCUCAGGAACAGCCAUUGGAACAAAGGUUGCACCAUCCUUUGCCAAUCUCUUCAUGGCAGACUUCGAGGAAAGUCAUGUCUACACUCACCCAACAACAACUAGUCUAGCUGAUGCUGAGCUGGUGCGCGCUCUACCGGAUUUGGACAAGGAUCGGAUCAACGGGUUACUGUCACCGCUAGGGAUCAAGUGGCACUUCAACCCGCCUGCAGCACCACACUUUGGGGGUGCCUGGGAACAUCUUGUGAGUUCAGUGAAAAGGGCGUUGAGCGCGACACUUAAAAAUACCCUGGUGACCGACACCGUCUUGUGCACCGCGUUGAUCGAAGUUGAGGCAGUUCUGAACUCGCGACCGCUCACUCAAAACAGCCCGGAUCCUCAUGACUUCUCAGCCAUGACACCUAAUCAUUUCUUGUUGGGAUGUGCAGAUCGAAAGAUUCCACCAGUGGAAUGUCAGGACCGUGAAAUAAAUAGUCGCCGCCGAUGGCGUCAGUGCCAAGUCAUCGCGAACCGCGUUUGUAGCCGUUCGAAAAAGGAGUACCUGCAAACAUUGACAGUGAGGAGUCGCUGGACAAAGGACGCUGAUUCCACAACAGUGGGUAGUCUAGUGUUACUUGUAGAUGAGGAAACCCCUCGAGGACACUGGGAGUUGGGGUGCAUUACAGUGACAUAUCGAGGAGACGAUGGGCGUGUGCACGCAGUCGAUGUUAAAACCGCGAGAAAUACUUACCGCAGGCCCGCUGCAAAGGUGUGCAUCCUUGAAGAAAACGUGAACAACCGUGAUGACAAUCAUGAUGACGCCGCAUAA
This is a messenger RNA of Lineus longissimus, 846 nucleotides long. RefSeq lists its product as uncharacterized. The transcript is spliced from 3 exons. The record is from RefSeq and is a predicted model, not a curated record. Lineage: Eukaryota; Metazoa; Nemertea; Pilidiophora; Heteronemertea; Lineidae. Gene Ontology annotation, molecular function: nucleic acid binding. The coding region runs from base 1 to 846 and encodes 281 amino acids.